UAUAAUUAAUAGUUCAGUCAAAUCAUUACACUCGUUUAUCUUGAAACAGUUUGAAAGUGCUCUUUUUCAUGUAUCGCGAUUAAAAAUCGAAAUAAAAAAAAAAACAUUUUUUUUUCUUCAUUUUGCAACAGUUUGCAAUCUCCACAAUUCUAUCUCAGUCUUGUGCUGCGAUUGCGCCAAUAGAACUUUUGUUCGCAGUGACAGUGUUGUUUAUAGCAUUUUCUCGUAUUUUUUUCUCUCUUGGCUUUAAAAAUUGUUUAUCAUCUUUAUUAAAUCCUUAACAUGAGUAAAUACGAUGUCUCAGAUUUUGAUGCCGACGAAUUAAAUCAUGCGAUUGAUGAUACAAAUUUUCCAAAUUCUCAUCUCACAUUAGCAUCGAUUUCAUCUGCAAACAACAUAAAUGAUGAUGAAAAUGAAGACUCUAGAAGACAAACUGCUUCAUCUAUGCCUAUGCCUGUUAAGCGAAAUGGACACAUUUCAAAAUCAUUUAGCGAUGAUGUAUUUGAUGUGCCAGGUACACCAAAAACACCGCGCUCAAUUCCAACACCAGGUAAUUGGCACGAGAAGUGUACAUUUCAUCAUGAUUUAGAGCUUGACCACCGUCCAUCAACACGAGAAGAUUUGAUAUCAGAUAUGGCAAAUUCUUAUCGAAUGUUGCUAUCUAGCCUAGGUGAAAAUCCUAAUAGACAGGGACUCCUGAAAACACCGGAACGAGCUGCAAAAGCUAUGUUAUAUUUCACAAAAGGAUACGAUCAAAGCUUGGAAGAAGCUUUAAAUGGUGCAAUUUUUGAUGAAGAUCAUGAUGAAAUGGUUAUGGUGAAGGAUAUUGAAAUGUUUUCUAUGUGUGAGCAUCAUUUAGUACCAUUCUAUGGCAAAGUUUCAAUCGGUUACAUACCAUGCAAAAAAAUUUUGGGAUUAAGUAAACUGGCAAGAAUUGUUGAAAUAUUUUCUCGUCGGUUGCAAGUACAAGAAAGAUUAACAAAACAAAUAGCUGUGGCAGUAACUCAAGCCGUUCAACCAUCAGGUGUUGCGGUUAUUAUUGAAGGUGUUCACAUGUGCAUGGUGAUGAGAGGAGUCAGUAAGACGCAAAGUAAAACCGUAACAAGUACAAUGCUUGGAGUAUUUAGAGAUGAUCCAAAAACACGCGAAGAAUUUUUAAAUCUUGCGCGUUCAAAAUAAUUGAAUGAAAAAAUAUUGAAAAAAGUGCAAUGAAUUUUUGAAAGAACAAUGCGUAUUUUUUUAUCAUUAUAUUUAAAU
Chironomus riparius is the source of this 1257-nucleotide messenger RNA. NCBI's taxonomy places the organism in Eukaryota, Metazoa, Arthropoda, Insecta, Diptera, Chironomidae. The record is from the annotation of a GenBank genome assembly.